CUCUAUCCUUUUAACCAUGUGCUUUCUAUAUCUACUUAUAUGUCAAUGCGCGGCUGGCUCUUACUGGGUCUUCAUAAUCUUAAUCAGAUCACUUGUUUCGUUCCAUCGUUCCAGUCACACGUCCAUUGCCCUUUUCAGUUCCUUUCCUCCUAGAAGCGGCUCCCUCGCGCCAUCUGCAUGCCAUGCAGUCCGACAAAGUCACAGAGAAGGAGCGCCCCGGCUCAACCUAUGAGGACCGGGUCAGAUCCUGCAACUCGGUAGAGUCAGACUCCACAGCCGUGGUCAACAACAAAAACAACCAACUCUCCGACCGAGGAGAGGUCGAAAUCGAGCAGGAGGCCCGUAUGAAUGAUGAAAUCCUUCAGUUGGCUCGUCGCUACACCACCCAGUCUCUUCACCAGGGCUCACUCUUUCCUGUCACUGCGGGAGGCACUCUCGAUCCCCACAGCGCCGACUUCAACGCGAAGAAAUGGGCAAAGGCCUUUUACAACCUCCGCAACGACAUCGCCGACGGGACCCCUCCUCGAACGGCCGGCAUCGCCUUCCGAAACCUCAACGUUUACGGGUUCGGAACGUCCACCGACUACCAAAAGAGUGUCGGGAAUGUGUUUCUCGAGGCAGCCAGCUCCUUCAGCAGGCGAAUCCUGGGCCAGCAGAAGCAGCAGCGCAUCGAUAUCCUCCAUGGCCUCGAAGGUGUUGUACGGAGCGGCGAAAUGCUGUGCGUUCUGGGCCCCCCAGGCUCCGGCUGCUCGACUCUGUUGCGGACUAUUGCAGGAGAUACCCAUGGUUUCCAUGUUAGCGACGACUCUCUCAUCAACUAUCAGGGCAUCCACCCGAAGCAGAUGAGUACGGCCUUUCGGGGUGAGGCCAUCUAUACCGCCGAGGUCGAUGCGCACUUUCCGCACCUCACGGUUGGUGAUACGCUCUAUUUCGCGGCGCGCGCGCGAUGCCCAAAAGCCAUUCCUGAAGGCGUAUCGCGUCGCGAAUAUGCGGAGCAUCUCCGAGAUGUCACCAUGGCCAUGUUUGGCAUUUCGCAUACCAAGAAUACCAGAGUCGGUGAUGAUUUUGUCCGCGGCGUCAGUGGAGGUGAGCGAAAGCGGGUGACGAUUUCCGAGGCCGCUCUGAGUUACUCCCCGUUGCAAUGCUGGGACAACAGUACACGCGGCCUCGACAGUGCCACUGCCCUGGAGUUUUGCCGUACCCUGCGCACGCAAGCAGACAUUCUGGGCACAACGGCGUGUGUCGCCAUUUACCAAGCAUCACAGGACGCGUACGAUGUGUUUGACAAAGUCAUAGUCCUAUACGAAGGCAGGCAGAUCUUUUUCGGCAAGACGAGCGAGGCCAGGACCUACUUUGAACGCCUUGGUUUUGUCUGUCCAGACCAGCAGACGACAGCCGACUUUUUGACCUCCAUGACCAGCCAUCAAGAACGGAUCGUCCGCCCCGAUUGGAAAGGCAAGCCCCCACCGCGAAGCCCUGACGAGUUUGCCGAGGCGUGGAAGAGAAGUCAGCACCGUGCCGCCCUCGAUAACGAGAUCGAUGACUACGUCGAUCGCCACCCAUUCAACGAAGAGGAUUAUGACAGGUUCCUCGCAUCUCGGCGUUUCGAUCAGGCCAAGUCACAACGCCCGCAGUCGCCAUUCACCCUCUCCUACGCAGAACAAGUGCGCCUCACGCUGUGGCGUAGCUGGGUUCUACUCCGGAACGAUCCCAGCAUGACCCUGACCAUGCUUGUCACCAAUCUCUUCCAGGCUCUCGUGAUGAGUAGCGUGUUCUACAACCUACCCCAGGACUCGACCAGUAUAUCGCAUCGCGGUAUCUUUGUCUUUUUUGUCGUGCUUAUGGUAGCUCUUGGUGUUUUUCUCGAAAUCAUGACCAUCUAUGCGAAAAGACCCAUUGUCGAGAAACACAACCGCUACGCGCUGUACCACCCUAGCGCAGAGGCUUUGUCGGCCAUGAUUUCAGACCUGCCAUAUAAGUUUGUCAACUCGGUCAUCACAACCCUCAUCAUGUACUUUAUGGCGAAUCUUCGACGCGAGCCCGGCCCCUUCUUCUUCUUCUACUUGAUCGUUAUCAUCAUGACAAUGGUGAUGUCGAUGAUGUUCCGGUUGUUGGGCUCACUCACAAAGACGAUCGCCCAGGCCCUUGCGCCAGCAUCGGUAGUCAUUCUCAUCAUUGCUCUCUACACCGGAUUCGCCAUCAAGGUUCAGUACAUGCAAAACUGGCUGGGCUGGCUCCGGUGGAUCAAUCCUGUGUUUUACGGAUUUGAGAGCAUGCUCCUCAACGAGUUUGUGGGACGGCGCUUCCGGUGUGCGAACUUUGUGCCGGCCGGUCCCGGGUACGAGUCCGUCCGGCCCGAUGAGCAAGUUUGUACGAUUGUCGGCUCGGUCCCUGGAGAGGAAUUCGUCGACGGUGCCGCCUAUCUCGCCACCUCGUACGGCUAUCUGAACUCCCAUAAAUGGCGGAAUGUGGGUAUCAUGGUCGCAUUCGCAAUCUUCUUCUUAGCCUGCCACCUGGCCGCCGCAGAAUAUGUGGCCUCGGAUCGAUCCAAGGGCGAGGUACUGGUCUUCAGCCGGAAGGCCAUGGGCAAGCGUCGAAAGCAAGGAAUCAGCGACAUUGAGACCACGGCCGUCCGUCAGCAAGAGCAGGCACUGGAGUCCUCGGAUGAUGUUUCCAACAUGGAAAAGAUGACUUCCAUCUUCCAUUGGCAGAACAUCUGCUACGACGUCAAGAUCAAGGACGAGACACGUAGGAUUCUGGACAAUGUUGACGGCUGGGUAGCACCGAAGUCCCUGACUGCUCUCAUGGGAGUCUCGGGAGCAGGCAAGACCACUCUCCUUGACGUACUUGCAAGCCGGGUGACCAUGGGUGUCAUCACGGGCGACAUGCUCGUCGACGGCAAGCCUCGCGAUGAGUCCUUUCAGCGCAAAACCGGAUACGUUCAGCAACAGGAUUUGCAUCUUCACACGUCGACUGUACGAGAGGCCUUGAACUUCAGUGCGUUACUUCGGCAGCCCUCUCAUUAUACCCGCCAGGAGAAGUUGGACUAUGUCGAAACAGUCAUCAGCCUCCUUGACAUGCAGGAGUAUUCGGAGGCAAUUAUCGGCAUACCUGGCGAGGGACUUAACGUGGAGCAACGAAAGAGGCUGACGAUUGGCGUUGAGCUGGCCGCGCGCCCGCAACUCCUCCUUUUUCUCGAUGAGCCUACGUCCGGCCUUGAUAGUCAAACAUCAUGGUCUAUCUGCAACCUGAUGGAGAAGCUGGCAAACAGCGGCCAGGCGAUUCUAUGCACCAUCCACCAGCCUUCCGCAAUUCUGUUUCAGAGGUUUGACCGGCUUCUUCUCCUUGCUAGGGGUGGCAAGACGGUGUACUUUGGUCCCAUUGGGAAGAAUUCGCAGUGCUUGACUGACUACUUCGUCCGGAACGGCGGGCCCCCUUGCCCCCCCGACUCGAAUCCGGCCGAGCACAUGUUGCACGUCAUCGGCGCCGCCCCCGGUGCCCAUACGGAGAUCGACUGGCCUGCCGUUUGGCGCCAAAGCAGCGAGUACCAGGGCGUCCAGGAUGAACUGCGUAGGUUGUCUGCCGGUCGUUCGACGCAUACGGAACAGCAGUCCAGUGGCCAGGAUUCGGCUUCGCGCUCAGAGUUCGCUGCGCCCUUCGGCCUCCAGUGCCGGGAAGUCGCCAGACGCGUUCUUCAGCAGUACUGGCGCAGCCCGACUUAUAUCUAUUCCAAAGCUUUCCUGUCUUGCGGUGCCGCUCUCUUUAUCGGCCUGUCCUUCCUUAACAUCGAGAACACCCAAGGCGGCCUUCAGAACCAGAUGUUUGGUGUUUUCAUCUUCCUCGCCAUCUUCAGCCAGCUCGUCGACCAGAUUUUACCCGUUUUCGUCUCCCAACGUACCAUGUACGAGGCCCGCGAACGCCCGUCCAAGUCGUACUCGUGGGUGGCGUUCCUUGGUGCCAAUAUGCUGGUGGAGGCCGUUUGGAACUCAAUCAUGUCUGUGUUCAGCUUUCUCUUGUGGUACUUCCCCCUUGGCCUCUACCGCACUUCCCGUCAGACCGGGACGGAGCACUCCCGCGCGACCACGAUCUUUCUCUUUGUCUGGGCCUUCUUCAUCUUCGCCAGCACCUUCGCCCACUUCGUCAUCGCCGGCCUCGACAGCCACGAUGUCGCCGGCGCCAUCGUCGGCCUAUUGACAAUCAUGAUGUUUGGGUUCUGCGGCAUCCUUGCCGGACCAAACGUCCUUCCGCGCUUCUGGAUCUUCAUGUACCGCGUCAACCCCUUCACCUACUUCGUGGAGGGCUUCCUCAGCACCGCGUUAGCGAACGCCAGGGCAUCCUGCGCCCCGAACGAGUUCCUCGUCUUCAAUCCGCCCGCCGGCGGCACCUGCGCCGAAUACCUGCGGCCGUACGUGGACGCGAUGGGCGGCUCAGUCGAUAAUCCGGACGCCACGGACGCAUGCCGGUUCUGUCCCAUCGCCGAGACCAACAGCUUCCUGGCGUCGGUGAACGUCGACUUUGCGAACCGCUGGCGCAACUUCGGCAUCAUGUGGGCGUUUGUCGUUUUCAACAUCGCGGCGGCCUUCCUCCUAUACUGGCUCGCCCGCGUGCCGAAGAAGUCCAAAGUCAAGAGCGACUGAGGGGAGUAAUUCGUGUUUGGGGGCUCCCGAGCAUCGGGUACAUCCCAAGUAAGCCAGUUCAACUACGUUGGCUUUUCCUUCUUCCUAUCAGUUUCUUUUUUCUUCAAAUGAUUUUGCCUCUCGUUCGCCCUAUCAGGGAUGUAUUACUUACUUUGGUUUUAUUUCACCCUUGCCCUUCUGCCUCCGCGCCACGAUUGGAACCCCCGUUUUAAUGUACUUAGAUGGUAUAGACCUAUUGGAUAUCGCGGGGCUCUCAUCAGACCUCGCAGCGGGCUCGACAUAUUCAAAAUCGUCAUCACGAACCCCUAUCUCAGACAGGUUCCUUACUCACUUACUGUUCCAGCUUUGGUAUGCGUGCCUCGAUCCGAGAAAGAAGGAAAAAGAAAUAAAGAAAAAAUGGGAGAAACGCCCAGAUUAUU
Messenger RNA from Colletotrichum destructivum, 5056 nucleotides. Its product is annotated as Putative ABC transporter-like, ATP-binding domain, AAA+ ATPase domain, CDR ABC transporter. The transcript is spliced from 6 exons. Bases 183 to 4637 code for a protein of 1484 amino acids. Gene Ontology annotation, biological process: transmembrane transport. NCBI's taxonomy places the organism in Eukaryota, Fungi, Ascomycota, Sordariomycetes, Glomerellales, Glomerellaceae. The record is from RefSeq and is a predicted model, not a curated record. Gene Ontology annotation, cellular component: membrane. Gene Ontology annotation, molecular function: ABC-type transporter activity; ATP hydrolysis activity; ATP binding.